UUCAUGCAAAUUUAUUCGUUUUCAUUAUUACACUGUUAUAAUUUCUCGAUUCAAUUACAUAUGUUUCUAUAAACAAAUUUAUUCAAAAUUAUUUACUAUAUCGGCUAAAUUUAAUACAAAAAUAAUUUUUAUACAUAUGUAUAUAUCAAAUACAUACUAUAACUCUAAUCUUUCUAUAGUUCUUAUCAUUAUAUCCAAUGUAUAUAUGUAUAUGUAUUUAAAGAAAAAAUAGCCCAUUCUUUUGGCAUCCUAGCUAACGUGAUUAUUCCAUUUCUCUGAUAAUAGUGUAUUAAUAAUUACAGUUAUACAUAUAUCAAAUAUUUUUCAAUCUGUAUUGAGAAUAAUGUCUUACUAUUUUGGAGUAAUAUUUUAAAUUGUUCAUCACCAUUAAUACGGUGUGAUUAUUAACGACAACAAUUAUAACAACUAUAAACAGUUUAAGAUGAUAAAUUACAGCUCAAAAUUAUGAUUGAAUAUAUCAAAAUUUUUGAGUAAUAUUCUCUUAAAGUAAUCAAAUCAAUGGCCCUACUGUUUACCAGCAUGUGGGACUCGUCAAUGUUUAUGAAUACUUUAACACCAAAAUUUGACAUUGAACUGACCGGUACAUCAUCUUUGAUAUCUGGAUUAAUAUUAAUUUUUGAAUGGUGGUAUUUUCGGAAAGAUGGAACGUCUAGUAGUAGUAGCAGUAGUAGUAGUAGCAGUAGCAGUAGCAGUAGCAGCAAUAGCAAUGGCGGAGCUGUUGGAGGUGGUGUAAACGGUAAUACUGGAAAUGGAGGAGAUUUGAAUAUAUCUGAAAAUAGUUCAACAAAUGUAAAUGGUACAAACAGUGCUUCGAUUAGUCAAAAUAUUCCAGAAUGUAAAGUUUGGAGAAAUCCUAUUAAUCUAUUCCGUGGUGCAGAGUAUCAAAGAUUCUACUGGGCGACGAAUAAAGAACCAUUGACAUACUAUGAUAUGAAUUUGUCAGCUCAAGAUCAUCAGACAUUUUUCACGUGUGAAGGAGAUGCUGGAAAAGUUGACUAUGAAAUAAUGCAAACCGCUUGGCGAGAACGCAAUCCAAUUGUAAGAAUUAAAGCAGCUCACAGUGCUUUAGAACAUAAUUCAGAAUGUGCACCCGCAUAUAUUUUACUUGCUGAGGAAGAAGCUACAACUAUUGUAGAAGCUGAAAAAAUUUUAAAACAAGCUCUCAAAGUUGCUGAAAAUAACUAUAGAAAAUCUCAUAAUACUCAACAUCAAGGUCCAAUAGCAGAAGCUAUACACCGACGAGAUACAAAUGUAUUAAUAUACAUCAAAAGAAGAUUAGCUAUGUGUGCAAGGAAAUUGGGAAAAUUAAAGGAAGCUGUAAAGAUGUUUCGUGAUCUUACAAAAGAAGUACCACCUAUUAUGAAUGUUUUAAAUAUCCAUGAAAAUCUCAUUGAAACUCUGUUGGAAAUGCAAGCAUAUGCUGAUGUUCAAGCUGUUUUGGCUAAAUAUGAUGAUAUUAGUUUACCAAAAUCAGCUACAAUAUGCUAUACAGCUGCUUUAUUAAAAGCUAGACUUGUAGCUGACAAAUUUUCAGCAGACGUUGCUAGUAAACGAGGCUUGACAACGGCCGAAAUGUCAGCUGUUGAAGCUAUUCAUCGAGCAGUAGAAUUUAAUCCACACGUUCCAAAAUAUUUAUUGGAAAUGAAGCCACUUAUUUUACCACCUGAACAUGUACUUAAGCGUGGUGACUCUGAAGCUAUAGCUUAUACAUUUUUUCAUCUAGCACAUUGGAAACAAAUGGAAGGUGCAUUAAACCUCUUACAUUGCACGUGGGAAGGAACUUUUAGGAUGUUGCCAUAUCCAUUGGAAAGAGGUCAUUUAUUUUACCCAUAUCCAACUUGCACUGAAUGCGCUGACCGGGAAUUGUUACCAUCAUUUCACGAUGUAAGUGUAUACCCGAAGAAAGAGUUACCAUUUUUUAUAUUGUUUACAGCAGGAUUAUGUUCAUUCACUGCAUUGCUAGCUUUAUUAACUCAUCAAUAUCCUGAUACAAUGGGCGUCGUUGCUAGAGCAAUAUUAGCUUGGUUAUCACUUCCAUUCUAUUAUAUACUAGAUAAACUAGAAUCUAUUUUACCCUUAAAUUUGUUACAACAGCUCUCUCGAAUAUAACUUGGAGUAUCAUUGAUGUCAUUAUUAUUAAUAUCAUCAUUUUUGUAGUAGUAACUAUUAUUACUAUUAUAUGUGAUAUAUUCAUGAUAUAUUUAUUAUAAGACUUGUAUGACAUUUAAUUGACUCAUUUUCUAUACAUUUAAUAUUACAUUAAAUUUUAAUUAUAAAACUAUUAAUUAGAUUUUUAUUCUUAACUGUAUAUCAACUGCUUUUCUUUUUUUACAUAUAUAGUAUUUAAAUAUUUUUCGUCAUUAGGGCGUGUGUAUGUAUGGAUGCAAAUGUGCGUAAUUAUUUCCGUAUACAAUUGUAAAACCAAAAUAAUGAAUAAAUACAAAAUGAAUAAUGUCAAAA
Messenger RNA from Chelonus insularis, 2481 nucleotides. Its product is annotated as protein ST7 homolog. NCBI's taxonomy places the organism in Eukaryota, Metazoa, Arthropoda, Insecta, Hymenoptera, Braconidae. The record is from RefSeq and is a predicted model, not a curated record. Gene Ontology annotation, molecular function: protein binding.